UGUUUGCUUGAGUGGAAUUUUUAAAUUCAUCUCCAAAUGUCCACUCGUCUGUGUACGUGGCCUUUAUCACAUUGCAGAUAGAGACGUCCCAGAUUGUGAUAAAUUCAGGCGUUGAAAUGGCGGAAGGCAAAGUUAUUCCAACUCGGGACAGUUUUGGUCGUCUGCAAGACGGCACAGAAGUCAGCAGAUUUACAUUUAAAAACAAAAAUAACAUAACCGUCCGGAUAAUAAAUUAUGGUGGCAUUAUAACGGAUAUCUUAGUUCCCGACAAAAACGGAAAAGUGGUGGAUAUAAACUUAGGAUUUGAUGACAUUAAAGGGUACGAGGCACGUCACCCUUAUUUUGGGGCUAUAUGUGGAAGAGUGGCAAACAGAAUCGCUGGAGGAAAGUUUACCCUUGAUGGGAAAGAGUACCAGCUGGCAGUGAACAACGGUCCUAACCACCUACACGGGGGCGUGAAGGGAUUCGAUAAGGUGGUAUGGAAAGCAAGAGUGGAAGAUGACACCCUUGUUUUGACGUAUAUCAGUCCUGAUGGCGAGGAACGCUAUCCAGGGGAGCUAACCGUCGAGGUUAGAUACCGUCUGACCAAUGAGAACGAGCUUGUCAUUGACUACACGGCAACCACAACAAAAGCCACGCCCAUCAACCUUACAAACCACGCCUAUCUUAAUCUAGCUGGGCAGGGUUAUCCAAACAUUGAUGACCACGUGCUUUGGAUCGAUGCCUAUACUUACACUCCUUUGGAUCAAAACAUCAUUCCAACAGGCGUCAUUUCACCUGUGGAAGGAACAGCCUAUGACCUGAGAACGCCUACACGUUUAGGCGAUCGCCUAAAAUACGUAAACGAUGGAAAAGGAUAUGACAUAAAUUUCUGUGUCGGAGGGCAGAUAGGGAAACUCACGCGAGUUGCUAGUCUAGAACAUCCACCCUCGGGCCGUAAAAUGGAUGUGCUGACGACAGAACCAGGGCUGCAAUGCUACACCGGAUGUAAUAUGGCACCAGGGGUUAUCGGGAAGGGUGGUGUUGAGUACCAGAAGUUUGCUUCCGUUUGUUUAGAGACCCAACAUUACGCUAACAGCGUAAACCAGCCAAACUUUCCAAACACGGUUCUUCGUCCUGGGGAGACCUAUCGUCAUACAACCGUGUACAAAUUCGGACUGACUGCUUAAGGACAUGCUGGGGAGGAUUCACGUGACAUUAUAAUGCAGUUCUUUUUCCCGUGAUUUACCUUCUAUUUCAUUAAUCUACAAUCAUUAAAGUAUCUCGACAAAAAUAGGAUACUUUUGCAAUUGUCAUUUUAAAAAGUUUCAUUUUUGUCUUCAUAUUGAUUAGUAAAUAAACAUUUUUAUAAU
Messenger RNA from Saccostrea cuccullata (small rock oyster), 1352 nucleotides. Its product is annotated as galactose mutarotase-like. Bases 117 to 1169 code for a protein of 350 amino acids. Gene Ontology annotation, biological process: beta-D-galactose catabolic process via UDP-galactose, Leloir pathway; glucose metabolic process. Gene Ontology annotation, molecular function: aldose 1-epimerase activity; carbohydrate binding. NCBI's taxonomy places the organism in Eukaryota, Metazoa, Mollusca, Bivalvia, Ostreida, Ostreidae. The record is from RefSeq and is a predicted model, not a curated record. The transcript has 8 exons.